Molecule: messenger RNA, 1206 nt
Organism: Rhodofomes roseus
Lineage: Eukaryota; Fungi; Basidiomycota; Agaricomycetes; Polyporales; Fomitopsidaceae
Exons: 4
Coding region: 91-1038 (315 amino acids)
Biological process (GO): 'de novo' IMP biosynthetic process
Cellular component (GO): cytoplasm
Molecular function (GO): phosphoribosylaminoimidazolesuccinocarboxamide synthase activity
Source: RefSeq, a predicted model, not a curated record
CUUCGAUCGAGGGAGCGAUCUCGAGCGAUCUUUCUUCUGACUCUCAUUGCAGUGAUACACCUCCUGCGUUAGUCCCCACUGUUACGUACAAUGUCCGACACAGCUCUGAUCAACACAGAGCUACCUGCCCUUACGCUCGUCUCGAGGGGCAAGGUCCGCGACGUCUACGCGACCUCCUCCCCGGAACACCUCCUGUUCGUAGCCACCGACCGCAUCUCCGCGUACGAUGUCAUCCUGCGCAACGGCGUCCCGGACAAGGGCAAAGUGCUCACCACGAUCUCCCUCUUCUGGUUCGAGAAGCUGCAGGACAUCAUCCCGACGCACUUCGUGACCGCCGACGUCGACGAGAUGCCCGAGGAGGUCCGGCAGUACCGCAGCCAGAUAGAAGGCAGGGCGAUGCUCGUCAAGAAGGCGAAGGUCGUGCCCCUCGAGGCCAUCGUCCGAGGCUACCUCACUGGCUCUGGAUGGGCGGAGUACAAGAAGUCCGGGACAGUACACGGUAUCCCUCUACCGGCUGGGCUCGCUGAGUCGCAGAAGCUCCCCCAGCCCUUGUUCACACCCUCCACGAAGGCCGAGCAAGGCCAACACGAUGAGAACAUAUCCCCAGAACGUGCCGCUUCAAUAAUCGGGCAGGAGCUAUAUGACAAGAUCUCCACAGCAGCUAUCAAGCUGUACCAGGCUGCCGCGGAUUACGCCCUCACGCGCGGCCUCAUCCUCGCAGACACAAAAUUCGAGUUCGGGCUCAUCCCAACGCCCUCAGGCGGAGAGGAGCUGAUCUUGGUUGAUGAACUACUCACGCCGGACUCGUCCCGUUACUGGCCCGCGGAGGGAUACAAGCCUGGAGGCUCGCAGCCAAGCUUCGACAAGCAAUACCUACGAGACUGGUUGACCAGCACCGGCUUCCGUAAAGGACGCGAGGAUGGUCCUGAAGGCAAAGAAGGCGAGGGCUGGGUUAUGGAGGCGAGCGUUGUGGAGGGCACGAGGAAGAGGUAUCUCGAAGCCCUGCAGAUGUUAAUGGGCAAAGAGGCGACGGUGUGAUGUUAUCAUAGUAGUCGUAUAGCGCGAAAACAACGUAGCCAUAUUCUGACCAGUACCUUGCCAUUACUGCACAACAAAGCCAGUGAACACGUCUGUCGCCUCAGCCCAGCACAUAUCACAGGUUGUUCUCAUCUACCCGACGAAAUAAAAUCGCGAUAUCUUAUAAAA